Molecule: messenger RNA, 1656 nt
Organism: Letharia columbiana
Lineage: Eukaryota; Fungi; Ascomycota; Lecanoromycetes; Lecanorales; Parmeliaceae
Exons: 8
Coding region: 1-1656 (551 amino acids)
Biological process (GO): glycerophospholipid biosynthetic process; lipid modification
Cellular component (GO): endoplasmic reticulum; membrane
Molecular function (GO): 1-acylglycerophosphocholine O-acyltransferase activity; 1-acylglycerol-3-phosphate O-acyltransferase activity
Source: RefSeq, a predicted model, not a curated record
AUGUUGCCGUAUAUCAACCUUCCGUUCCAGUAUGCUAGCUCUGCAACGGGUGCUUCAGUCGAUGAACUGAAGCUCAUCACCUCCUUCCUCCUCUCCUAUCCACUUGCUGGAGUCCUCAAGCGUAUACCAGAUGCAAAACCCUACCAGAAGAACUCCUUUAUCAUUGCGGUCUCGCUGUUCUACCUAGUCGGGCUAUUCGAUCUCUGGUCUGGAAUCCGCACGCUAUUCAUAAGUUCAGCUGGGGCAUACCUUAUUGCUUCGUACGUGGAUGGUCCUUUCAUGCCAUGGAUAGGAUUUGUAUUCGUCAUGGGCCAUAUGUCGGUCAACCAUAUUUCUCGUCAAUUUGCCAAUGCGCCUGACAAAGUUGACAUCACUGGGGCGCAAAUGGUGUUGGCCAUGAAGCUCACGGCCUUUUGCUGGAAUGUACAAGAUGGCCGGCUGCCGCAGAACGAUCUUGCAGACUUUCAGCUCGAAAGAGCCCUACCUCAGCUUCCAAAUCUCCUCGACUUCGCUGGCUAUGUCCUCUUCUUUCCCUCCCUAUUCGCCGGUCCUUCGUUCGAUUUUGUCGACUAUCGACGAUGGAUUGAAACUACCAUGUUUGAGAUACCAGCAGGGACAGAUCCAUCAGCAGCACCGAAAACACACAAGAAGCGAAAGAUCCCUAGCAGUAGUACUCCAGCUACCAUCAAAGCCGUGAUUGGGCUCGUGUGGAUCCUCUUGUUCCUCAAGUUUGCUGUUUGGUACAAUAGCAAUCUUGUCCUUGGAGACCAGUACAUGGAGUAUGGCUUCUUGAGACGGGUCUGGAUUUUGGAGAUGCUAGGCUUCUCCACUCGCAUGAAAUACUACGGUGUGUGGUAUCUUACCGAAGGCGCAUGCAUUCUCUCGGGUUUGGGCUACAACGGCGUGAACCCAAAAACGAACAAAGUAGACUGGAAUCGUUUACAAAAUGUGAACCCUUGGGGGAUCGAGUCAGCACAAAACUCGCGCGCCUACCUCGAAAACUGGAACAUGAACACCAAUCACUGGCUACGAAAUUAUAUGUAUCUGAGGGUGACUCCCAAAGGGAAAAAGCCGGGUUUUCGAGCCAGUCUGGCCACAUUCGUAACCAGCGCUUUCUGGCACGGCUUCUACCCAGGAUACUACCUAACAUUCAUUCUGGCGGCGUUUCUGCAGACGAUUGCUAAAAAUUUUCGGCGCCACAUUCGGCCAUUCUUUCUCACUCCUGACGGGCAACGUCCGACGCCAUACAAGAUAUAUUACGAUGUCCUCUCCUAUCUUGCUACUCAAACGGCCUUUUGCUUUACCACGGUGCCGUUCGUUCUCCUCACCCUUCCGGACUCCCUCCUCGUCUGGAUCCGCGUCUAUUUAUAUACCGUCCUCGGAGCGGCUGUGUCGAUGGCCUUCUUUGCCUCCCCCACUAAGCCGUGGCUUAUCAAAAAGCUGAGGAUGAGGAAUCAAAACGCGCUGCAACCGAAAGAAAAGAUCGAGCAUCCACUAAUGGGCUUGCCAAGUGAUCCAGCAGGAGACAUCGACGAGGCUGUUAGUGAAAUCAAAGAAGAAGUUGAAGCGAGGAGAAGAAGAGGGCAAAGCAUCAGCAUGCCUACUGGCGGAGACAUGAAAGUUGCUGUAGAGGAUAGGCUUGGACAGAAGAUAUAG